CCUAAAGAGUGAACCAUAUGCAAAUUGCAUGCAAAUCAGCGAGUACGCAAAUGCUGACCUGCCGGGGUGGGGGAGGGGGGCGGCCCUCGUUGGGUUCCCAGGCCUAAGGGUCUGGCUACCGGGUUAGGCAGCCCUGAGGGAGAGGCCAAGUCUCACCAGCUCCCUCCCCCAGCCCUGGAAUUGCGUGGACCCAAAGAGGGUCCUGGAGAAAGAACUCGCAGUUUGGGAAGGGGAGUCAGCCAUUCAGCCCCUUCCUCACCCUCCUGCUCCCCGGCCACAGCGACUGUCGUUGGGCAAGAGAGGUGUUGGGUUACUGCCGGGGGCUAUAGUUAGCUGUGGGACUCAGCGGGUCCGCUGGGUUCCCGGGACCAGCCCGCCCGUCCAGACACCGACCAACCGGCACCCGCUGGCCUGACCACACCUUCCCGCUCUCUCGGCCUCCGUGACCUCCAGGCCAGGGCCCCGCGUCCUGGACCCUCUUCACUCCACAGAAGAAACGGUGUGGGUCUCCUCCUCCAGCCGCUGACGCCAAGGCUGCACCGCUGCCGCUGAUCCCACCCGCCUCCGGACCUCGCUCUCCUGUCUCCCCCAGAGAUGAUGCAGGCUGCUCUGCUGCUCACCCUCAGCUGCCUGGGCCUUCACGCCUUCUGGCAGGCCCAGGCUGUUCCCAUCCUGCUCCUGGGCCUGGCUCCAGACACCUUUGAUGAUGCCUAUGUGGGCUGCGCAGAGGAGAUGGAGGAGAAGGCAGCCCUUCUGAUGAAGGAGGAGAUGGCCCGCCAUGCGCUGCUGCGGGAAUCCUGGGAGGCAGCCCAGGAGGCCUGGGAGCAGAAGCAGCGAGGGCUCACACUGCCCCCUGGCUUCAAAUCCCAGCACGGAAUCGCCAUCAUGGUCUACACCAACUCAUCUAACAACCUGUACUGGGAGCUGAACCAGGCGGUGCAGACAGGCGGUGUCUCCUGGGAGCACUACAUGAGGCACUUCCCCUUCAAGGCCCUGCAUUUCUACCUGACCCGGGCCCUGCAGUUGCUACAGGGGAGCAAGGGCUGCAGCAGGGGACCUGGGCAGGUGGUGUUCCGAGGUGUAGGCACCCUUCGCUUUGAACCCAAGAGGUUGGGGGACUCUAUCCGCUUGGGCCAGUUUGCCUCCAGCUCCCUGGAUGAGGCAGUGGCCCUCAGGUUUGGUAAUGCCACCUUCUUCUCCCUAAGGACUUGUUUUGGGGCCCCCAUCGAGGCCCUGUCUGUUUUUCCCAAGGAGCGCGAGGUGCUGAUCCCUCCCCACGAAGUCUUCUUGGUCACCAGGUUCUCCCAAGAUGGAGCCCGGAACCUAGUGACUCUCUGGAGCCAAAAUAAGACCUGCAGCCACUUUAACUGCGCCUAUCUGGGUGGGGAGAAGAGGCGGGGCUGUAUGUCUGUACCAAGGGGGGCAGCCAGACCCACUGUCCAACAGGGCCUUCUUUCUGCUCUCCUGGAAGACCCUACACUUGGCCCCCAUGGGGUUCCAGCUCUCGGGAGCUGGGCCCUUGAAAGUUCAAUGCCUACCACUUAGGAGUCCUGCGAACUGUUGACCUUCAUAUGAAGAAGGGGGCCUUCGAGCAGCCUCCAGAAGCAAGAACAUGGUUUCAGACCCAGCCCUAGAAGCCAUCUCCCCAACCACGAUGUGGGGGAACCUGAGGCCAUGGCAGGGUGGAGACUCCCUGGGACAAGUAAAGGUAGUGCUGUGAUGACCUCUUGAUUAAACAGUGUUGGAGUGUGGUGACAUCGAAUUUCAUGAUCAGUUUAUUCCAUGAGACUGGACCAUCUGCCCUGCUCUGGCCUUGCAGGACUGAGGGACUUAAAAGAAUGACUUCUUUCUCUCUAUUAGACAUGGUCCCCUGUGCAGACCCCUGUCACACCCAGAAGCUUUAACAGCCCGAGGUUCCUCUCAACAUUCUGAAGGCAGGAAGGGGACAGAUGGAUUCCUCGGCUCAUUCGUCAUAUGAGGAAGGCAAAGCCAAGGAGGAAAGCGACUUGCUCAAGGUCAGGAGUUAGUGUUGAAACCAGGCCCCCUGCUUCGCAGUCCAGAACUCUUUGCACUAAAGAGCUGAAGGAACUCAAGGUAGGAUCCUAAGCCCAAGAUACUUGAGGCCCCAGAACAAACCAUUUCUCUCUGCCCUGCUCCCACAAGGGUCUGUUUUGGGGGAGGGAAGGGGUCAUAAAACAUGAAGAGACAGCGAUUCUCAUACACCCUGGAGGUAUCUGACAUCCUGAACAGAAACCUUAUCGAGGUGAGGAAUGCAGUGCAGGCUCCUACAAGAUGACCCCCACCCUCAGCAUGUAGCUGCCCUAGUCAGCCACAGAAGGAGCCCUCCCACUGCAGCAAGAACCCUCCUUGGUUCCCAGAUCUUCCUUCUGAGCAGGUCCCCAGCCCCCUCUGACUCUUGCUGCGUAUGCA
Messenger RNA from Myotis myotis, 2430 nucleotides. RefSeq names its product ADP-ribosyltransferase 5 (gene ART5). Gene Ontology annotation, molecular function: NAD+-protein-arginine ADP-ribosyltransferase activity; NAD+ poly-ADP-ribosyltransferase activity. The coding region runs from base 595 to 1545 and encodes 316 amino acids. The record is from RefSeq and is a predicted model, not a curated record. The transcript has 5 exons. NCBI's taxonomy places the organism in Eukaryota, Metazoa, Chordata, Mammalia, Chiroptera, Vespertilionidae.